CCCGCUCGCCUUUCACGCCUAUGUAUUCGACAACAGAAUCAGCGCCACCUGGCGGCCAAACGGCGCAGUGUGUGAAUGUAAAUAAAAUCUCACGCCACUCAAAAAUUCGUUAACAAAAACAAUAGAAUAGGAACAACAAAAGCAAAGCAAUAAAUUAUAACAAAUUCAAAGACAACCAAAUUUAGAUAACUCGAUAUAUGCAAGCAGAGAUAGAGACCGCGAGUGCCAGGGCGAACGACAAUCCCCCGCAGCCGAGGAAAACGAAGACAAAGACGGCAACAGCAACAGCAACGGCAACGGAUGCAGAGACGGACGAGAGCCGGCGGAGAAGGAAGGCCAUGGAUGACUACGACAUCGAUAUCGAUCUGAAUUUCGUGCAACUGAGCCGCCAGCAACUGCUGCAGCGCUACAGCAGUGCCGUGCGCCAGCUGCGUCGCCUGGCCGAGGCCCACCGCGAGGUGCGACCCCUGUCCUUCGACAGUUACGUGCUGUUCCAGUACUUUCAUCAGCGCAACUGGCGACAGCGAAAUGUCGGCGGGGGCGGCGGCGGAGGCGCUGUCAGUGCAACGUUGGUACCGCCGCCGCAACUGAUGGCCUACCUCAAGCUGGAGGUGCUGCACCAUUUGCUGGACCGCCGGCGCCAGAUCCUCUGCUGGCUCUUCUACCUUACGCUCGUGUCGCUGUGCGUGGCCGCGUACCGCUACGAGGCAUCGGGCGGUGGCAGCGAGCGCGUUGUCCAGUCGACGGUGUAUCCCGGGAUGCGGAUGUGGCGGCGCAUGACCAUGCCGCUGAUCCAGCGCUUUCCUCGGCUCACCGAGCUCUACGACGAGUCCUGUCUGAUGGGCAAUCCCUUUUUCCAGAUGGAGGACCUCAGCUGCGGCCCCUGCGCCAAUGUGGAGAGCGUCUGGUUUGAGAGCGAUGAGUGCGCCCAGCUGCAUGCCACCGUCAGUGGCAGUGUCAGCGGCAGCGACAGAGACAGUGACAACGGCUUGUCCCUGCUCCAGAAGUGCCGCCAGACGAUGGCCGAGGGGGACAGUGUGCCGUUUGCGUUCAAGAGCCAGCAGGAUGCCAUGGAUCUGAGCGACUUCUACAACAUCUAUGCCAGCAACCACGUGAUCUUCCAGCGCGAUGCUUACCGGGUGCACUCCACCAACCAGGGUGUCCACAAUCUCGAGGAUCUCUUCGGCCAGUUCAACAGCAGCAACAGUGGCAGUGGCAGCAGCGACAUGAACACAAAAGCCGAUCCACCUACCUGGACACAGCAGGCGCACAAUCUGUGGCGCUGCAAUCGCAUGCUUCCCGCUCGCCUGCUGCGCCCCAUCUUUGCCCGGCCGUCCCGCCUUCCCAGCCUGGGCGUCGCCCUGGAGCGCUACAUGGCCAUCGACACGUCCCAGGCGCCGGCCUAUACGCUGCCGGAGACCGAGUGCCCCCAAGUGUGUAUGUCCCCGGCGCAGGCGGUGGGCACUCGCUUCAUCAUCCUGCGGCCCACCAGCGAGUGUCGGCACCGCUGCCGCACCCUCUCCAUUCGUCUCACGCAGUCCUUUGUCCUCAGCUACAACUGGCUGUAUUGGAAGCCGAUCUCGGCCCCGGAUCCCAUAUCCGAGUCCCUCUCCAUCAGCCUGAUCGGUUCCUACUGCUAGAGGGGUGCUGCUCCACAUCCCAGCGCCAUACACAUUUAAAUGCAUAAUACAUACAUACAUAUAUCCACGCGCAUAUACAUACAUAUGUAUCCACGAUGCAAAAUUAGUCAACGAACAUGGGAACGCCAUGACUGGCAUGGCUGCAUGGCUGCAUGAAUCCCAGAAUCAAAGCCAACCAACUGCAAGAAGAUGGAAGGGUCACAGAGGGAGCUGUGUGUGGCGAUCAUUCCAAAUGGCCAGCACAUCGCGGGAUGUUUCCUUCCGUGGCCACAUCGACUGUGUGUGUGUGUGUGUGUGUGCGUCGUGUACAUCGAUCGUCCUGCGUAAUCCUCAUCGUCCUAGUUUAUAAGAAGCCUUAGCCUUAGUCAGCAUGCUCUUGUCCCACCCGUUUCUGUCCUAUGUUCGUCUUCGUCUUUUUAACCAUUUUGCAUUUAUGCUCGGUUUAACCUCAGUCUAAACCAGUCCAAAUCGAUCCCUAAUCGGAUUGCAGAGAUGGAAAACAGGAAAAAAAUAGGAAAAACAGGUUCGUUCUUUUGUAAAUAUCCGUGGCCAGACCUGAGUUUUACUUUGUGUGUUUUUUCAACAAGGAAUCACUGAAUAAAUGAACCUUAUAACAAUUUAA
Molecule: messenger RNA, 2262 nt
Organism: Drosophila obscura
Lineage: Eukaryota; Metazoa; Arthropoda; Insecta; Diptera; Drosophilidae
Source: RefSeq, a predicted model, not a curated record